Molecule: messenger RNA, 1252 nt
Organism: Cheilinus undulatus (humphead wrasse)
Lineage: Eukaryota; Metazoa; Chordata; Actinopteri; Labriformes; Labridae
Gene: mak16
Product: MAK16 homolog (S. cerevisiae)
Exons: 10
Coding region: 162-1091 (309 amino acids)
Biological process (GO): maturation of LSU-rRNA; maturation of 5.8S rRNA
Cellular component (GO): preribosome, large subunit precursor; nucleolus
Source: RefSeq, a predicted model, not a curated record
UCUCCCCCAUGCAAACAAAAAUGGUGGCUUCCUGACCGUCCAUGUGGCUUUGAACACAGAGAAAAACAUCCAAAAUCGAUACCAGAUUUUAUUUUAUACUGCAGAAAACAAAGCAGAGGAGUCUGUGCUGAUUCUGCGGACAGCUCUGUGAGGAAACAAACAUGCAACACGACGACGUGAUCUGGGACAUCAUCGGGAACAAACAGUUCUGCUCCUUCAAAGUCAAGACAAAGAGUCAGAACUUUUGCCGUAAUGAAUACAACAUCACAGGGCUGUGUAACCGCUCGUCCUGCCCGCUGGCCAACAGUCAGUACGCCACCAUCAGAGAGGAGAAAGGUCAGUGUUUCCUCUACAUGAAGGUGAUCGAGAGAGCGGCGUUUCCUGCGAAGAUGUGGGAGAAGGUGAAGCUCAGUAAGAAUUAUGAGAAAGCUCUGGAACAGAUCGAUGAGAAUUUAAUCUACUGGCCUCGAUUCAUCCGACACAAAUGUAAACAGCGAUUCACCAAAAUCACUCAGUACCUGAUCCGCAUGCGCAAACUGGUUCUCAAGAGACAGAGGAAGCUGGUUCCUCUCAGCAGGAAGGUGGAGCAGAGAGAGAAGAGGAAAGAGGAGAAAGCUCUGGUCGCCGCUCAGCUGGAUAACGCCAUCGAGAAGGAGCUGCUGGAGCGACUCAAACAGGGAACGUACGGAGACAUCUACAACUUCCCGGUUCACGCCUUCGACCGAGCUCUGGAGCAGCAGGAUGAAGAGAGUGAAUCAGAGGAGGAAGAGGAGGAAGAAGAGGAUGAUGAGGACGUCGGGCAGAGAGAGUUUGUAGCAGAAGAAGAAGUCGACGAGAGCGACCUGAGCGACUUUGAGGACAUGAACAAACUGAGGACGAGCAGUGACGAAGAGGAGCAGGAUGAGGAUGAGUCCAGUGAAGAAGAAGAGGAGGAGGAGGAAGAAGAAGAGGAGAUGGAGGUGGAGACAAAGGCAGUAAGGUCAAAAGGAAAAUCUCCGGCGAACGGCUCGGCAGCGAGGAAAAAGAGAGCGUACGUGGAAAUCGAGUACGAGCAGGAGACAGAGCCCGCCUCCAAGAGCAGAACCACGUAGUGAUGUCACACUGACUGCAGCCAAUCAGACUGUGAGCUGUGUGUGAUGUCAGAGGACUCUGAUAAGGACACAGGGGAUGAUAACGGCGUGUUUGAUAUUAAAGACUAGUGAUCCUCUCAGGAGGGUUUCUGCAUCCGUCAUAAAGAGACUUGGUUCAUGUU